Molecule: messenger RNA, 1242 nt
Organism: Gaeumannomyces tritici R3-111a-1
Lineage: Eukaryota; Fungi; Ascomycota; Sordariomycetes; Magnaporthales; Magnaporthaceae
Product: peptidase M20 domain containing 2
Exons: 3
Coding region: 1-1242 (413 amino acids)
Molecular function (GO): dipeptidase activity
Source: RefSeq, a predicted model, not a curated record
AUGGAGGAGGUUGACGAGGGCUUCAUUCUCGUCUCCAAGGGCGGCGGAGGUCCCGACGAUGCCCCGGACGAGUACCUCGAUGACAUUGACGAGUUCGUCGGGAGCCUGGCGGGUUCACUCUGGCCGUUGAACAUUUUCAUCCACGCAAACCCGGAGCUUGCCUUUGAAGAAUUCAAAGCCCACGAUGCCCUGACCAAGUUCAUGCGUAAGCAGAGGGGUUGGCACGUCACCCCAUCCGCGUAUGGCCUCAAGACGGCAUGGACGGCAGUCUACGACAGCGGGCGGAAAGGGCCUGUUGUUUCCUUCAACGUUGAAAUGGAUGCCCUCCCCAAGAUCGGGCACGCCUGCGGCCACAACCUCAUCGCCACGGCGUCGGUGGCGGCGGGCCUCGCCACCGCCCAGAUGAUGCGCGAGCACCGCCUGCCCGGCAAGGUGCUCGUCAUCGGCACGCCCGGCGAGGAGGGCGGCGGCGGCGGCAAGAUCAAGCUCCUGGAGCGCGGCGCCUACCGCGGCGUCGACGUCUCGCUCAUCUCGCACCCGGGCGUCGCCAACAACAGCCCGCUGGUCCGCACCACGGCCUACCUGCGCCUCGAGGCCGCCUACGCGGGGCGGGCCGCCCACGCCGCCAACUCCCCCUGGCUGGGCGUCAACGCGCUCGACGCGCUCGUCGUCGCCUAUGGCGCCGUGUCGGCCCUGCGCCAGCAGACGCGCCCGGACGACGUGGUCGGCCUGCAGAUCGUCGACGGCGGCGGCGCGCCAAACGGGCUGCGCGCGAGGGUCGAGGCCUGCUUCCGCGCCGGCGCCGAGGCCGCCGGCGCGACGGUGGAGAUCACGACGACGAAGGGGUACGCCGACCACGUCCCGAACCGCGUCCUGGCCGCGUCGUACGCGCGCUGCUGGGAGGCCCUGCCGGGCGAGGCGCCCGCGCCGCCGAUCCCGUCGGGCGGCCGGUUCACGUUUGUCAAGGCGAGUACGGACCAGGGGGACAUUAGCUACGUGCUGCCGAGCGUGAACGCGAGCUUCGCCAUCCCGCCGGGUCCCGAGGGAGGGCGCAACCACAGCCCGGACUUUGAGAAGGCGGCCGGCACGAGGGUGGCUUUCGAGAGGGCCUUGCGUGUCGGGAAGGCUCUUGCAGGCACGGCGGUGGAUGUGCUUGCUCAACCGGGGAAGCUAGCUGAGAUUCAAGAGCAGUGGAGGCGAGACAUGAAGAAUGGGCUUGAUGUAGAUGUUGAAUUCUUAUAG